This is a messenger RNA of Triticum dicoccoides, 675 nucleotides long. RefSeq lists its product as uncharacterized. The transcript has a single exon. The coding region runs from base 1 to 675 and encodes 224 amino acids. Lineage: Eukaryota; Viridiplantae; Streptophyta; Magnoliopsida; Poales; Poaceae. The record is from RefSeq and is a predicted model, not a curated record.
AUGGCCGCCGGCUGGUCCUCCCUCCCCGCCGAUCUUCUCAAUGAGAUCUCGGGUCGCCUGAUCGCCGACGCCGACCAGCUCCACGCCCACCAGGUAUGCGCCCACUGGCGAGCCUCGAUUUCUCCUCCGUCCGCCUACCGCCCGUGGGUCGUCGCCGCCCGACAUGGCCCCGACGGACGGGGCCCAGUCGGCGAGUACUCCCUCCUGCUCCCUCGCGGCGUCCAUGGCGUUGACUUCAAGGCGGCCCCACCCGGCCUCCCGUACUGCUGCGGCACGCCCCGCGGCUGGCUCGCCCUCGCGGACGAUGUCCGGUCCCCCACGCGGCUCGUGCUGUGGGAGCCCCACUCCGGCACCGAGGUCCCGCUUCCAUGCCUGGGUCCAGUCGUCCAGGUCUUCCUCUCCGGCGACCCGCUCGAGUCGACGCACUGGGUGGCCGUCGCGACCCAGCACAGAUGGCCCACGGCGCACAUCCUCUUCUUCUGGCGGCCCGGGGACGCCGCCUGGAGCGGCCCGGCCAAGGUUCCUUGCGCGGAACUCCACAGCGUCGAAUUCCAUGCGGGGAACAUAUACUGCAUAGACGGCAUGUUUAACCUGUCCAUCUACGAUCUCAAGCUCGGCACGGCGUCCCCUCCCGUGCUCCUCCGGUGCUUUGGCAUGUGCCCUAACCAGGCGUGA